GCGCUCGUCUGCUGGGCAUCAGCGUUCGCUUUCAUCUCGCUGAGAGCUCCAUGUCCCGAGCGGCUCUGCACACAUCGCCCGGCCCCAACCCGCAGGAUCCCGGGCCCGGCGAAUGGGUCUUGGAGGCGACCCCAUGGUCCAGAAUCGAGAACGACCCAGGCCUGUUCACGGAGAUGGCAGCCAAGAUGGGCAUCGAGGGAAUACAGGUCGAGGAGGUUUUCACGCUUGAAGCCGACGAUCUGGCGGCUUUUGGGACUAUCUAUGGAUUGAUCCUAUGCUACUCUCUUUCCGAGGAGAGCGAUGCCUCGGACCACGACGAGCAAUCAGCUGUGGAAUCAGAUAUGGAUUUGACCGAGACCGAGUCGGAGCCAGAGUCGGAGCCAGAGCCAAAACCACAGUCGGAGCCGGAGCCAGAGCCAACAGCGAAUCUGUUCUUUGCAAGACAGCUUAUCGACAAUGCGUGCGGUACCCUGGCCCUGAUCAACAUUGUCUGCAACGCAGCUGGCGCAAUACGAAUCGGCCCGACGCUGGAGGCAUAUCGAGAGUUUGCACAGGACUUUACUCCAGCGCAAAAAGGAGCGGCUCUCAGCAAUCUGCAUUUCAUCCGGGAUAUCCACAACAGCUUCCACUCGCAAAUCGCACGGUUCGACGACUGCGACUGGACAGAGGAAGAUGGCGAGUCGCAGGAAAAGGACUCGGAAGCCGAACCCGACUACCACUUCGUGAGCUUUGUGCCGCUGAAAGGAAGCGUCUAUUGCAUGGAUGGUCUGCAGACGGCGCCGACAGUGAUCGGACCUGUAGAGCCGGACUGGGUUCGGACUGCCCUCGAGUUUAUCCAGAAGAUGCUCAGGGAUAGCAGUCAAGGGUCUUUUGGGAUGGGCUUCAGUCUGCUCGCGGUCGUCCAGGAUCAGAUAGCGAUGCUUGAGGAGCAGGUGCAAGAAUCUAAGCGUCAGUACCGGAGUAUCCGCUCCGCCUUGGCCUCCACCAAGCCGACGAUACAAAAUAGGGCUCGUCAUUCGAGGAGAAGUGCAUAUGAUGAUGCAAGGUCGGAGACGCAUCCAAAUCAGCCCAGCGACGACCACAAGCUCGGGACCGAGGAGCACCAGGCGGGACACAUCAGGGAGAGUAUUCGAGAGCUCGAGUCCAAGCUCGCUCAAGAGAAAGAAAAGCGUCGAUGCCACCAGGAGCAGAACGCCCUCCGGCGAUUCGACUACUCCGAGUUUAUCGCAGCGACAGUGACUCGGCUCAUUGAACGGGGGCUGCCGAGCAGGUUUACCACAACCAAGAGUGCAAAAAAGCAACGUUCUGCCGGAGCUGCCGACAGGCGGUGAUGAGAGAUGUUUGCCGCGGGGUUCUCUAUGCUGCGUUUCAUCCGAGACAUACCUUAUUCCGGCAUUUCGGACGCUAUCCCAUUUCAAUCGAAGAUGUCGCCAGUGAUAGUCUGCAUUCGUUUGCAAUGAACACUGAUCGUCCCACACAUGGUGCUCUGGGACAUUGUUUGGCCAUGGGUGGAUGGGUGGAUUC
Messenger RNA from Polychytrium aggregatum, 1524 nucleotides. RefSeq names its product ubiquitin carboxyl-terminal hydrolase. Bases 51 to 1331 code for a protein of 426 amino acids. Lineage: Eukaryota; Fungi; Chytridiomycota; Chytridiomycetes; Polychytriales. The record is from RefSeq and is a predicted model, not a curated record. Gene Ontology annotation, cellular component: cytoplasm. Gene Ontology annotation, molecular function: cysteine-type deubiquitinase activity. Gene Ontology annotation, biological process: protein deubiquitination; ubiquitin-dependent protein catabolic process. The transcript is spliced from 9 exons.